Thermochaetoides thermophila DSM 1495 is the source of this 4449-nucleotide messenger RNA. RefSeq names its product GTPase-activating protein (GAP)-like protein. Gene Ontology annotation, biological process: regulation of GTPase activity; signal transduction. The transcript has 3 exons. Bases 1 to 4449 code for a protein of 1482 amino acids. Lineage: Eukaryota; Fungi; Ascomycota; Sordariomycetes; Sordariales; Chaetomiaceae. Gene Ontology annotation, molecular function: phosphatidylinositol binding. Gene Ontology annotation, cellular component: cytoplasm. The record is from RefSeq and is a predicted model, not a curated record.
AUGUCACAGCUUGAUCACUCCCGCACCCACGCUCACGCCCACGCCCACUCCCAGGCCCCAGCCGACCAGCGCCAGAACCUCACCUUUCACAUCACUCAAAGCCGCCCUGUACAACCCCCAUCCCCAUCUGGCCAGCAGCGUCUGGCAGCCACAGCGCCCUCGCGCCGCCCCAUGGACACUUCUUUUGAGGACAGUCCGACCUUUGGAAGGACACAAUCGCAUAACGCCUCGUCGCCACCGACGAGCCCCAGCCCUUCGCGAACCACUUUCGCCUCUGCCGUUCCCCGCAUCGUCACCACCGAAGCCCCUGACGACGGAGCCUCGGGAGAGGCUGCAAAGACAUACUACCACAGCAGUUCUUCAGGAAGCACUACUCCCGAGAACAGAAGCCCUGGACCAGCUCGUUCCCCCCGCUCACCUGCGUUUCCGGAUGCAGUCCGUCGUGAUUCCGAUACCCUCGUCAUAACUCAAGUCAGAGCUCAUCUCGCGGGCCCCUCGAGCGAAUCCUCGACGAUGGCUUCCACCACAACAACCACGCGGACCGAGCCCGUGAAGGGCACAUUGAAAAAUCCAUCAAUCGAUUCGGCAAUGUCUGCCGCGACAUCGAAAUCCAAUGCUGCGGAUGCGGACGGGCUCCCCGACAUCCAACAAUUGAUCAGGACGGCCGGCAGCGCCGAGGCAGUCAUCCAGUACCUGCUCAAAGAGAAGCAGUCACAAGCACAACAAAACGCUAAGCUGUGGUCGCUAGUCGACAAACAAAGGGGAAUUAUCCUGGAACUUGACCGGGACCUCAGGCGAGCCCUGAAGGAGAAGGAAAAGUAUAAGAAAAAGUUGAAGGAGUUGCUAGAAGCAUCCCGAUCCGGGUCAUCUCCUCAGGUGCCCAAUGGCCAACAGGCUGGCACCAAUGGUGUCAAUUCCGAUCCCUCAGCCACCAGAGAACAGGUCAUCGAGAUCCCUGCGUCGCCAGUGCCGACGGCCGACAGCCCCAGGCCGUCACCCAUUGACGUUGCCCUGGCGCCUUAUCCCAUUACUCCUCCCGGGGACCAUGGAUUAUCCAACAGCCCUCGGACGGGCGUUGAAGACCUGCUCAAUCCUGUUGAGUCGAUGCCGAAGCCGAGCGAUCAUGCGUUAGAUCACUUCGAUCACGAGAGGGAAGAGCUCGAGGCAGAGGCUGCUGCCAAGAAAGCUGAGGAGGAGAAUGGAUUACAUAUCCAUGUGAACAUCCCGCCAUCCCGAUUGGAGCCCCGCGAGCCGCCUAGGAUACCUCCUCCCCAGCUACCAGUUGGUUUGCCUGAUCGAUCGCCAAAGCUCGAUGAUAGCAAGUUUCCCCCGCCGACUGCCCCGCCCCCGCGCAAACCGCCGCCGGCGCCGCUGCACCUUAAGAACCCGAAGCCGAGGCCCGAUGUCUCCCAAGAAGAGGAACUAGACACGGACACAGAUUACGACAAGAUUCUCGAAGUGGACGAUGCCGAUGAAGAGGAGAGGAGAGGACGCAGGAGGACUCGGGAAGAGGAUGACCGCGAGCGUGCCAUCCAGGCGAAGAAAGAGGCGGAGCUCAGGAGCUUGUCCAAGAAGAGCAAGAAGAGCAGUAGCCAGAAGGGCAUGCCGAAGGAAGAGGCCCCUGAGGACCAGGCACCGCCCACUCCUAGGGCAAUGUUCCCGCCGAGAGGUCCUGCCUCGCUGGCGGGUGUCUUGAGUGGUGCUCUGGGUGCCAUGGCGCCUCCUCUCAUGAGUCCAGGUCUGCCUGUGAGCCCCAGGCCUGUCACUACACUCAGCUCGCCAAACUCGCCGCCGCUUUCUCCUAGAGGGGCUGGUGCCUAUGCUGGCAUGCCUCUAUCCCCCCGUCCUCCCCGGCAGCCCAUCCCCCUACCGCCCAACACCCCUCUUUCCACACCAUCCCCAGCAGCCGGCGAUGCUGCCCCUGCCCUGAAGUCACAUCAGCCGCCUAGCGCUGCUAAUAAGGAACACGGUUCGACGCCGAGUCCGACCAAGUCAAAUAACGAGGAGCGCCCGCCGGAGCGCAAGAAGAUUUACAAGGGAUUUGUGACCGAGGAGUAUCCCGAUCUUUUGCUUCCUCCCAACGCCCUCCCGCAUAUCGACAUCAAGGUUGCCUCUUCCCGUAUGAAGCCUUCUCGGGCCAGCUUAAUCUCCCUGACCCAGCUCGAAGAAGAUCCGGUCUUCACCCUGGCCGUCUACUCGAGAGCUGACGGCGGUGAGCUAUGGAGGAUUGAGAAGGACUCUGCAUCUUUGGCGAAGCUGGAUCACAGGCUGAAACAGUGCCCCAACUUCACCGCCAAGACUCCCGACAGGUCCCUCUUCAGCGGUCACUCACCGGCAAAGCUGGAUGCUCGUCGCGACGCGCUCAACCAGUACCUGGAUGAGCUAUUGAACACUCCACUUGACCAUGAUACCGCGCUGGAAUUGUGCAAGUAUCUCUCGACCAACACUCUGCCGCCCAACGCUGAUGAGACGGGUAGCUCGGACUCUGGCCACGAACGGGUUGGCCCUGGCGGCCGGCCGUAUCGCAGUGGCUACUUGACGAAGAGAGGGAAGAACUUUGGAGGAUGGAAGGCUCGCUACUUUGUCCUGGACGGCCCUCAGCUCAAGUAUUACGAGACUCCCGGCGGCGCACAUCUCGGCACGAUCAAGCUUCGUGGAGCUCAGAUCGGCAAACAGACCAAUCACUCGAACGAUGGGUCGCAGGGAUCGAAUGAAGACGGUGACAAUCAGUAUCGCCACGCCUUCUUGAUUUUAGAGCCGAAGAAGAAGGACCCGAACAGCAUGACGAAGCAUGUGCUGUGCGCCGAGAGCGACAAGGAGCGCGACCAGUGGGUCGAUGCGUUGAUACGCUGGGUCGAUUACAAGGAUCCGGAGGAAGAGGAGUCCCAGCAGCCGUCCAAGGAGUCGAAGAAAGAUCACCACGGACACGACCGCAAUGGCUCCGAGCGUAACCACGGCAAGAAGAAGAGCAGCGGACAGGCGAAGCAGCAGCAAAAUGGCGACGAGGAGUUAGUCGGCGUGAGUUAUGAGGCGACCAAGCCAGGAGAGGCGCCGUCAGGGCACCCAGGAAAGAAACAUGGUGCUCCAGACCAGGACUCCGUUCACAGCCAUUCCACGGUAGCGUCCUACAACAUCUCUGCUCCGCGCGAUGGGCAUGUCAUUACGAACUCGGAGUCGUGGGGUAACAAGCAACCAUUGGGUCUGGGUUUGCCCAGCCAGGAGGAAAAGAAGGCCCGGAAGCGCAGCUUCUUUGGAUUUGGUCCCAAGACGCGUACCUCGAGCGAUGGCCAGGACUCUCUGUUUGGCAGUGAGGGCGGAAACUCUCCGGCCACGCAGACCAAGAACCCUUUCAACGGCCCUGUCCGUGAGGUGUUUGGUGCCAGUCUGGCAGAGGCGGUGAAGUACUGCUCACCAGUGGACGUCAGGGUGCCGUUGCCAGCUGUGGUGUACCGGUGCAUCCAGUACCUUGAGGCCAAGAACGCUGUCUCUGAAGAGGGUAUCUUCCGGCUCAGCGGUUCGAGCGUGGUUAUCAAGCAGCUGCGCGAGCGGUUCAACCAGGAGGGCGACGUCAACCUGCUCAACGACAGCCAAUACCAUGACAUCCAUGCUGUGGCUUCGCUGCUCAAGCUGUACCUGCGUGAACUGCCCGCGACGAUACUCACGAACGAGCUGCGGCCUCAGUUCCAGGCUGUGACGGAGAUGCAGGAUCAGAGCCAGAAGCUUGCGGCGCUGUCGGAGCUCGUCGCACGGCUCCCGCAACCCAACGCAACGCUGCUCAAGUACCUGAUCUCGUUCUUGAUCAAGAUCAUCGACAAUUCCGAUGUGAACAAGAUGAACGUCCGCAACGUCGGCAUCGUGUUUUCGCCUACGCUCAACAUUCCGGCUCCGGUGUUCGCCAUGUUCUUGCAGAACUUCGAGGCCAUCUUCGGCAUUAACCCCGCCGACUACGAGCUUCCUGCCCCCGAACCCGAGUUCACUCAGGAGCGCCGUCCUUCGCUGCCGACAUCCUUCCAGGAACGCCGCCCCUCAGAUGCUGCCAGACCAUCGACCUCCCACAGCGACUCGCCGCACCGCCAUCGCCUGCUUGACUCCCUCGAUUCUCAAGGCAACCGCAGCACCCCGACGCCGCCGCCCAUGACCAUGCAGCAGAUGGCCCAGCUCAACGCCGCCAACAUGGCUGCGCGCAACACGCCUACCCCUCCCGGACAGCGCAUCAUGCACGAGUCAGCGUCCAUGAGCUCUCUGCGUCCGGCAUAUGAGACCGGGUUUUCCACGCCCCCGCAGUACGCUUCGUCCCUGCCGGCUGGGUAUGACAGGCCGCAUUAUGAGAAUGGCCUGACGCCUGGGUACGAGCAGACGUAUCGCAGUCGUAGGGAGAGCGCAAUGUUUAUGGGGCAGCUGACGCAGCAACCUUCAAAGAGUCGGUUGAGGGAGGAGACGCAGUUUUGA